AUGCCAUUUCACUUUUUCAAAUCCUGGUGUAUGAUAUUUUUAUACCUUUAUUUUAAAAUACAAAUUGAGUGUCAUGUGGAUGAUCCGAAAUUUCCAGAAUGUGAUGUGUCCAUCGACACGGCUAUUUGUAUUAACAAUGGGCAAAAGAUCCUGUUGCCUGAGGCAAAGCCAUAUGGCAUCUCCGCGCACAUAAACUUCGACAGCAUAUCUGCAGUAGACGCAAGUGGCAACAGAAACCAUGGCGUCGGAAAUUUUUUCGCGUCCACUGGAUUUGGCGGUAUCGGGAACUCGUCCCUGUUCAGAAAAAAUUACAUUUACAUUCCCCAUUCGGACGAAUAUUUCAAAACGGUCGAUUUUUCCUACACCUUUUUUAUCUACCUAAUGGAGGAUGAACUGUCGAUAAAAAACAACGUAGAAGAAAUGUUUUGCCCGGUAAUCCACAAGGGAAUCAUAAAAGACAAGAUCCAGGAAUCCUCCCCAGCUAUAUUAAUAAAUGCAAAGAAUGGACGAAUUAAAAUCGUUUUGAGCACCUCUUCUAGCACGAACUCGGUUGUCAGACACAUAAACCACGUAAGACUCUUCGUGAACGGAAUCCUGGACUCAAGUUUUCUAACUGAAGGAAUAACAAAAACGAACGACUUUCCGAUAUACAUAGGAGGGGCUCCAUAUUCAGUAGAGUCUUGUGACUUUCCAUUUUUACUCGACGAAUUGAAAAUUUAUAAUUUGAGUAUCGGAGUGGACCACAUUCAGAGUGAAGCGGCAUCAACCCUAAACGGAAUAGAACCAUCCUUCAUCUACUUUGGUUGUUUUCAUUGCGAUAUUAACAAUGCUAUUUUGUCUUGUCCGAAUAAUUAUCAUUUAUGCAAUAAGGUGGAACUAUACAUCGGGGUUUACAAUGUGAUGAGGAAAUUCUCCCUAAAUAUAAAUAACCUCAUAUUGCCCUUUUCCCCUGAGAAUCAAACGGGCAUAGGUGUGUGUUGUGCCGAUAUAUGA
Messenger RNA from Plasmodium fragile, 993 nucleotides. RefSeq lists its product as uncharacterized. NCBI's taxonomy places the organism in Eukaryota, Apicomplexa, Aconoidasida, Haemosporida, Plasmodiidae. The transcript is spliced from 7 exons. The record is from RefSeq and is a predicted model, not a curated record. Bases 1 to 993 code for a protein of 330 amino acids.